AUGCCACACUCUUAUCAACUUUUUGCUUCUAUCAAAGAUUUUUUUGACAAUCACAUUAUACCCAGAUUCUUUCCAAGGUUUGAUGAGUUUGUUUAUGUUUAUGACGGUGAAGAAGUCACCAUAGAUCCAAAGGAUUUGGAAUUGAAAUACAAAUUUGCAAUAAAAUAUAUUAGACCCGUGCUACAAGCUUAUUGGAAUGUGAAAACGCUUCAUUAUCCUCUACGUUACUGUAUUGAUAAAUCAUUGAUAAAUACCAAUAAGAAAUUUAAGAGUCUAGUGACUGAUACUUUAUCUAAAUGCAAAAUUCACAAAAGAAAAGGCAAACCAAAUGUGAAAACAUCAGAUGAUUAUCAUCGAGUUAAUGAUCUCACUGGAGGUCUACCGAUGGAAGUCUGGGAUCUUAUAAUAAUGAUGGGUGCCGAUCCGAAAGUCUUCAUACGAGUUAACACUCAAUUCUACAAUUUUAUCGGACCAAAGCUAUACAAAGAUUUCAAGGACAUACAAGUUCUAUUAGUUCUAACUAAAACUACAAAAAUAAGAGCUAAUGAUGCAAAUUUCUUAAAAUAUGGACCUGAUUAUCCCCAUAAACCAUGUAUCAAUGGUUAUGAGAUAUUUAAACGUCGCAAAGAGGGACUUAAACAUGAUUUUGAAUUUUUGGAAGUAACCAGAAUAUAUGAUACAAUACGUUACAAAUCAAGCCAUGAAGCAAUCAAACAUAAUACUGGUGCAAUAUUCAUUACAUGUCUCAAAAGCAUUGAAUUUUUAUUUGAUCAUAUAUUGGGAAAUGAAAAAUCUGCUCUAAAAUAUAUGAUACAAAGUGUUACGGUUGAUAUCUCCAUAUUGGAUGGAUUUCAAGAAGUAAUGUACCAAUCUUCUGGAAAAUUACCAAGCUCAAACUUAAGUUUGAAUGGUAUGAUAGAAAAUAUGGUUAAUAAUGCUUCAGGCUCAAAGUUGACAAAGCUUCAAACGGAAUCAAUCGAACUCUUUGCUACCAAUCUCAAUGAUAACUUUGAUAAUUCCAGGUGGAGACAAGACCCAGGAACAUUACAAACCAAUUAUCUUUUCAAGCCUGGUUACAACGGACACGUUCCAACAAAUGAGAAGUUUCCCCAGCAUGUAUAUUUUAUGGAACUCAACCAUUUGGAUGAUCUAUUUGCACUCUAUAUUAAGCAUGGCAAAAGAAAAGAGAUGGCUGAUAUCAAAUCAGAAAGUGAAUUGAAAAAAAAAUCACCCUUCAGAAUUCAUCGCAAACGAAGAAGGUCGAUCAAUACUGUCAAAAACAAUGACUACAUUUAUACCGGAUUAUCAGAUAGAGCAGUGUCAAAAAGUUGGGAUAUUUUCAUUCAAGAUAGACAUUUUAAAUCGGAAGUUGAAACCUUCGAUUCUUUAGCCAAAAUCGUACAAACACUUUUUUCUGAAACAAAUAUUAAAGUAUCUCUUUUGAUUAAUGGGUUGCGUUUAACACAAGAACAAGUGACUCCUCCAGAAUCAUGCCGUGACUUAUGUGAGCCUUUGUCUGGUCAUAAAGUUAUUUCCACCCUUGUUAAUAACCACGCCAUUCCCGAUAAAUAA
Messenger RNA from Hansenula ciferrii, 1572 nucleotides. RefSeq lists its product as uncharacterized. NCBI's taxonomy places the organism in Eukaryota, Fungi, Ascomycota, Saccharomycetes, Phaffomycetales, Wickerhamomycetaceae. The coding region runs from base 1 to 1572 and encodes 523 amino acids. The record is from RefSeq and is a predicted model, not a curated record. The transcript has a single exon.